UGUAUGUAUGCGUUACUCCGUAUUAGGCAUUCCUAGUCAUUCGCCUUUUGCUAGCACAACGGCUAUAAUUGCGCUCCCUGCUUUUCUUUAUCUUCAACAUCGUUACCUGAAAUUCAAGAACCCGGCGAAUAGAUCGGAACGGUCAGGACCCCUCAAUUCGAACCAGCUCACAAUUCCUCGGCUUCCUGGAAUUUUUCAUUCCCCAAGAAGCUUAUAAAGUCAGUGUCGCUUGCCAAUUGCCAUUUGAUUCUUUCAGUCGGUAAAGAAUCCGCUCUGCUUUGGGAAAAAUCAAGGAACUUUGAAGAGCAACAGGAUCUUCGACCCAACAAUCGCAGUAAUCAAAUUCUUACCCCUAUUUCUCUCUCUAUCUCUCUCAUAUGUUCUCGGAAGCUCAUUUCAGCCUCCGACCCGUUCUUGGUUUUUAAUUUCUACGAUUUAGGGUUUUCUGCGGUGAUAAUCUUGAAAAGAUCUCGUAUAUUUAAUUCCUUGAUCGUUUUCUUUCCCCGAAUAAGGGCAUUUCCCAUGAUGUAAUCUAUGUACAGGACAAAGUUUGAGUCUUUCUGGUUCGAUCAUCCUUUGAUCCAACCUGUUUCUUGUUUCGGUUUUUUCGAUGGUAUUCUAAUUUGUAGAUAACUAUAUGCAGAUAUUUAGUUAUUUCUGGUGAUUGCAUUAGGGUUCCAUUUGAAUCCUGUUUUUCUUGUAUUUUGCCUAAACAUUUAUGAUCCAAGGUAGGAAUCUUUAGGCAAAAACAAGGAGAAGGGAUUCUGGAAAGUCUAUAAAUUUGAAAUGUCUGCUGUGGUCGUGACUUUGUCCAAUCCUAUUCAAGAAGAGUCAAUCAGGUCUACUAGGCAUGCGAAUGUUCCAUUAAAUCUUUCCACGAACGAGUCGAUUGUGAUUUACAUCACGGUCGCGGGUUCUGUGAUUCCCAUGCGUGUCUUCAAGUCUGAUUCUAUAGCAUCGGUUAAAGUUAGGAUACAAACAUGUAAAGGGUUCGUAGUAAAGAGACAGAAGCUAGUUUUCGGAGGUAGGGAGCUGUCCAGGAAUGAUUCCUUGGUGAAGGACUACGGUGUGGCAGAUGGGAAUGUGUUGCACUUGAUUCUUAAGCUCUCUGAUCUCCUAGUCAUCAACGUUAGUACCACAUGCGGCAAGGAAUUCGAUUUCCAUGUUGAUAGGCAUCAGAAUGUGGGGUAUCUUAAGCGUAAGAUAGCCACAGAUGGGAAGGGAUAUUUUGACUUUGAGGAUAAGGAUCUCUUCUGUAAUGGUGAGAAGCUUGAGGACCUUAGGCUCAUUGACGAUAUCUAUUCGAGUAAUACUUCGGAAGCUGUGGUUCAUUUGGUAGUUCAGAAGAAAUCAGCUACAGUUCGGGCCAAGCCUGUGGAUCGGGAUGUCGAGCUCUCUGUUGUUGCUGCUAAUGGGAACAAGAAGGCAGAAGUUGGAGGCUAUGAACAUAUAGAACCUACAGAUGAUCUUCAAACUUUGUUCAGAAAGUCCACACAUGGUGAUUUCACCCUUUUGGAGCCAAUUAUUGUAAAUCCAAAGGUCAAACUGCCUGAAUCUUUGUUAGAUAUGGUGAAAUCUGCACGCGAUGGUUUGGCGAAAGGAAAACGGCCAGUUAGAUCGUCCCAGGGUACGGGAGGAACUUACCUCAUGCUGGAUGGAUCAGGAAACAAGUAUGUAGCUGUUUUUAAGCCAAUAGAUGAAGAACCAUUGGCUGUUAAUAACCCUCAGGGGUUACCUUUGUCAUCUACUGGUGAAGGUCUGAAGAGGGGAACCAAGGUUGGAGAAGGCGCAUUUAGAGAGGUUGCAGCCUUUUUACUAGAUCAUCCAAAGACUGGACCUCGCCCAAUAGCCAAUGGGGAGGUUGGUUUUUCUGGCGUGCCUCCAACUGUCAUGAUUCAGUGCUUAAAUGACAGUUUUCAUUACCCGGAUGGAUUUGACUGGUCAACCGAGCAUAUCAAGAUCGGUUCACUCCAGCUUUUUAUGGAUAACCAUGGAAAUUGUGAGGACAUUGGACCUCAAUAUUUUCCAGUGGAGGAAGUGCAUAAGAUCAGUGUCUUUGAUAUAAGAACUGCAAAUGCUGAUAGACAUGCUGGUAACAUUCUGGUGAGUAGAGGUGAAGAUGGGCGUGUUGUGCUUACACCAAUCGAUCAUGGCUACUGUCUACCUGAGAAAUUUGAAGAUUGCACUUUUGAUUGGCUGUACUGGCAGCAAGCCCGCCAGCCUUUCUCACCCGAGACCAUUGCUUACAUAAAGUCACUGGAUGCUGAACAAGACAUUGCACUUCUCAAAUUUUAUGGAUGGAAGUUGUCUUUGGAAUGCACUCGCGUGCUUCGUAUUUCCACCAUGCUUUUGAAGAAAGGGGCUGAGAGAGGGCUCAGUCCUUUCGUGAUCGGGAGCAUCAUGUGCAGGGAAAACUUGAACAAGGAAUCUGUGAUUGAAGAAAUUGUCAGAGAAGCUCAAGAUUCAAAGCUUCCUGGCAUGAGUGAAACUGAUUUUCUUGAAACUGUCUCCCAGCUCAUGGAUGACCGACUCGAUAACCUCUCUGGAUGAUCAUUGACCUUUAUAUAGGAUAAUGUAUCGUAAUUAAUGGGUGUAUUAUAAUAUAAUAGAAUGGCCAGUCCAUAUUAAUAUAUUAUACAUAAGGUGGACUUAAUGGUCUUAAUGUGUAGAAGAUGGCCUGGAUGAUCAACUCUUUUACGUGCCGUCUGAAACCUUUGCUUUUCGUUAUCCUAUUCAGCUUACGCGGAUGGUCUUGAUGUAUAUAAGCCUUUGCAAUUUGACCAUAUAUGUUAAGGAUAUAGAGAAGUUGGAAAAUGCUUGGGAGUACUUUAUGUAUUACGGUUGUAGUUGGUUAUUUCUUGUGUCAUAAUAUAAGUGUUAGCACACAUAUUGUAUAAAGGAUGGUUCUUGUGACAGUCACUCUAAUGAGAAUUUAAUUUGAGU
Molecule: messenger RNA, 2943 nt
Organism: Cuscuta epithymum
Lineage: Eukaryota; Viridiplantae; Streptophyta; Magnoliopsida; Solanales; Convolvulaceae
Source: the annotation of a GenBank genome assembly